AAGUGGAUGCCCCGGCUCUUUCUCGCUGCCUCUGCCGCAGCCGAUCUGUCUGCCUAGGGGCGCUCCCACUCUUAGACUUUGUUCCUGUUUCCUUCGGCGCUGCUCGCCAAAGGCCCUGGUUGCCAUGGUGAAGGAGAAAGUGGCCCACCCUCAGGACCCUCACCACCCGUCAGAGAAGCCUGUCAUCCACUGCCAUAAAUGUGGGGAGCCGUGCAAGGGUGAAGUGCUGCGGGUCCAGACCAAACAUUUCCACAUCAAAUGUUUCACCUGCAAAGUGUGUGGCUGUGACCUGGCCCAAGGGGGCUUCUUCAUAAAGAACGGAGAGUAUCUCUGCACCCUGGACUACCAGAGGAUGUAUGGCACGCGCUGCCAUGGCUGCGGGGAGUUUGUGGAAGGAGAGGUGGUUACCGCCCUGGGCAAGACCUACCAUCCCAACUGCUUUGCUUGUACGAUCUGCAAGCGCCCGUUUCCACCCGGUGACCGAGUCACGUUCAAUGGGAGAGACUGCCUUUGCCAGCUCUGUGCACAGCCGAUGUCUUCCAGCCCUAAAGAAGCCUCCUGCUCUGGCAAUUGUGCUGGCUGUGGACGAGAUAUCAAGAAUGGGCAGGCGCUCCUGGCUCUGGAAAAGCAGUGGCACUUGGGUUGCUUUAAAUGCAAGUCCUGCGGGAAGGUCCUCACCGGGGAGUACAUCAGCAAGGAUGGCACUCCGUAUUGUGAAAAGGACUACCAGGGGCUCUUCGGGGUGAAAUGUGAAGCCUGCCACCAGUUUAUCACUGGCAAGGUCCUGGAGGCAGGUGACAAACAUUACCACCCUAGCUGUGCACGAUGCAGCAGAUGCAACCAGAUGUUCACAGAAGGAGAGGAAAUGUAUCUUCAAGGUUCUACCGUUUGGCACCCCGACUGUAAGCGGUCCACCAAGACCGAGGAGAAACUGCGGCCACGGAACAUCCGUCACUCUCCAUCUGAUUUCUUUUAUCCCAAAAGUCUGAUUCGACGCACAGGAUGGUCCGCGUCUCUGCAGCCUACCAGGACUUCUUCCGAAAGCAUUUAUUCUAGACCAGGCUCCAGUAUCCCUGGGUCCCCAGGUCAUACUAUCUAUGCAAAAGUGGACAAUGAAAUCCUGGAUUACAAGGAUUUAGCAGCCAUUCCCAAGGUCAAGGCAAUUUAUGACAUUGAACGUCCAGAUCUUAUUACCUAUGAGCCUUUCUACUCUUCGGGCUAUGAUGACAAACAGGAAAGGCAGAGCCUUGGAGAGUCUCCAAGGACUUUGUCUCCUACUCCAUCAGCAGAAGGGUACCAGGAUGGGCGGGACCGGAUGAUCCACCGGUCCACCAGCCAGGGCUCCAUCAGCUCCCCUGUGUACAGCCGUCACAGCUACACUCCAACCACGUCUCGCUCUCCCCAGCAUUUUCACAGACCUGGCAAUGAGCCAUCCAGCGGCCGGAACUCCCCUCUCCCUUAUCGGCCAGACAGCCGCCCUCUCACUCCAACUUACGCUCAGGCCCCUAAACAUUUCCAUGUUCCAGAUCAGGGGAUCAACAUUUACCGAAAACCACCCAUCUACAAACAGCAUGAUGCAGCUGCCUUGGCAGCCCAGAGCAAGUCUUCAGAAGACAUCAUCAAGUUUUCCAAGUUCCCAGCAGCCCAGGCUCCAGACCCCAGCGAGAUACCAAAGAUUGAGACGGACCACUGGCCUGGUCCCCCCUCACUUGCCGCCAUAGGAGCUGACAUGAGACGCAGAUCUAGCGGCAGAGAGGAAGAUGACGAGGAGCUUCUGAGGCGCCGGCAGCUGCAAGAGGAGCAGUUAAUGAAGCUCAACUCGGGCCUGGGCCAGUUGAUACUAAAAGAAGAGAUGGAGAAGGAGAGGGAGAGCCGGGAGAGGUCCUCCCUGGCCGCUGGGCGCUAUGAUUCUUCCAUCAACUCAGCGUCACAUGCUCUAUCAUCGAAAACCUCAUCUCUCCCAGGCUAUGGGAAAAACGGGCUUCACCGGCCUGUUUCUACAGACUUUGCUCAGUACAACAGCUACGGGGAUGUCAGCGGGGGAGUGCGAGACUACCAGAGCCUCCCAGAUGGCCACAUGCCUGGGAUGAGGAUGGACCGGGGUGUCUCCAUGCCUAACAUGUUGGAACCAAAGAUAUUUCCGUAUGAAAUGCUGAUGGUGACCACCAGAGGGCGCAGCAAAACCCUAAGAGACGUGGACAGAACCAGGCUAGAGCGCCACUUAGCCCCAGAAGUGUUUCGGGAAAUCUUUGGAAUGUCCAUCCAGGAUUUUGACAAGUUACCUCUUUGGAGACGCAACGACAUGAAGAAAAAAGCAAAACUCUUCUGAGUACCACACGUAGACAGCAAUUAGAAAAAGGACUGACCAUGGCGGUGACACACGGGAUGUUGUAUUAAGGCCCAAACUUGAUUGGAGAAUUUGCAAACUACUGUCCCUCAGCAACAACCACAAGGGAAAAUCUGAUUAAAACACCCAUGAGCCAAAUGUUGGGCCAGCCCAUGGCAACAUUCUCCCAGAAGCAGUGGGGUAGAAAUGUCUGUGUUCCCACACCCUCGACAAUAGUGUUCACGUGUGACCUUUUUCCAUCCCCUGAUGUGCACAGCAGGAGCUACUUUUGUUUUCUUUCAGCUGUUAUUCAAUAAUAGUGUGACUGUAUGGGUAAGAACCAGCAAGUGCCCUUAGGAUGCCGCAUGGACAAAAGCAGUUGUAAUGACUCCAAAGUACUAGUAUAUUUAUUAUGUAGCGCCCCGGCUGAGAAGGAAGAGCCCGAGGGAUAGAUCCACGUGGCAGCAGCCUUUGCCCUCCAUUUCCUCACUGGCCUCCUGCAGCCCUGCCUGGGCUUCAGCAGGAGGGAAAGCAGAAUCGGGGCCCCCGGCAGCUCUGUUUCAAUAGCCACCAAAGUCAUUUUUAACAUGCUCCUUGUCCCCUACUGUUUGCUAGGACCUAAUAGGCAAAUUACUUAGCCUAUUAGUAGAAAGAAAAAAAAGAAUUAAGAGAAAGAGAGGAAAAAGGAGUGAAUGAAAAUUCUCCUUAAACCCUUUUCUACUUCAGAAAGUGUGCUUCUCCCCACCAAGGACAGGAGAUGUCUCAGCCCUGCAGCCCUCCACUCUUACAAAGAAAGGAAAGGGGGAUUGUCUCCAGAUUGGCUCAGUCGUAUGCUGUUAGGUGAGUUUUGUCCAAAGGCCACAGCAGUCUUGAUCAAAAACAAAAGUUCUGUCUCCUCUCAAUGCAAGUUCUCCCACCCAGCAAACUCUGCUCUCUAUCCGGCAUCCUCUAAAUCACAUCAAGCCCUCGCUGAUUUGGGGUUUUUUUUAAAGGUCUUUUCAGUAGUAGGCUAAAGAAAGGCAUGUUUUUCUCUUUGAAAUCUCUGCAACUCCAAGGUAGAUUGCCUCAAACUGAUUUGAUUUGGUCUUUUGAGCUUUCUUUCUUGCCUAGCUCUGUUGACUUCCUGGUCGGCACGUGUGUGUUUGUGUGUUUUCACUCACCCGGGGCAGUUCGGUGAGUCUGCAUGUGCUUUUAAAUUUCGUUCCUGCUCGAAUGUUUGUCCCACCGUGCUGCAGCUCCUCAGGGACGUUUGCACAGGUGCACGUGACUCCAAGGUCAAGAGUGAGGCUAACUGCAUCCCUGCCACCAGGUCCCCUGUGGAAGGGUGUUGGUGGUUAGAAGCCAGCAUAUUCUAUGACAGAUGUAGCUCAAGUCAGCAUCAGACCGAAGACCGCAGACCUAGGGUCAGACUGUGUGUCGACAGCAGAACAUCUCACCAGAGUCCUCAAACCCAGUAACACAAGCUUCACACUGGAGCCGAAGAUUACCCCAAAACUUGCAUUUAAGACGCCACCGUGGUCCCUGAAAGCCUCUGGCUGAGACUCAGACAGGACGCGAGUCACAUGUAGGAGGUUGUCACAUUUAUUCUCAUGCUUUGGGGCUCUGUUUAAGAAUUUAAACUCUAUUUUAAAGCCAAAGAAGAAAACAUCUGAAUUCACCUGCGUAUGCCACUAGUCCUAAAAGCUCAGAAAUUCUUCCCGCUGGCACCAAGUAUUAGAAUGCGUUCGUAGCUGACACCAGUGGUAACAAGCAAGUAGAAUAUUCUUUCUGACCUUGUACUGCAGACCUAACUUGUGACACACUCUAGCAACCGGGUGCUGUAGUGAAUACUGCAAUUGCUUUAUAGUAUUCUGUGCACUUCCCGAGGGAAUCUAAACCUGCCUGACCUUUGCUAGACACUGAAUGUUUGAGGACUGUUCUCACAAAUACGUACGUACAUACGUGUGUGUGUGUGUGUGUGUGUGUGUGUGUGUGUGUGUGUGUGUGUGUUGGACCUACUAACGUAUUUAGCAGAUGGCUCUGAUGAGGUAGAUGUGAGGAGACCAGCUCCUCCUUGGACUGAAGGCAGACUGCAGCCCACAGUUUCGCCCCUUCAUCUAUCCGUUGCCUCUUGCUUCAUUCAGUACAUCCGCUGUCCCAUCUUCUGUGACCUCUCCUGCAUGGGUAGCCUGGGCACAACGCCGGUGUGUCCUAAUCCUUGCUUCGCUCUGGCAAAGUGUGAGGGGUGAGGACCAUGGUGUGGUCCCAGUGUCCCCCUGCCACGACCCAUAACAAGGAUGGCCAAACGUAUCCGAGGGUUCGGCUGGAGGAGAGGUUUUUUUAUUGUUUUUUCAUCGGCUAAUGAGUUAUAAUCCACGUACUUGCAGAUUAAAUGUCAGUGUAAGAAAAAUGGCGAUGAUAGUUAAAGAACUGAGCCCUAAAUUUGCCGCCACUAAUGAAACUCUACUUUUCUUGUAACUUUUGAAUUCAGUUUUGCAUCCAUCUUGAGAGAGGGGUGGGAGAUAGCUUCUUUCCAUAUCAAGUGUAUGAGCUAAUUUAAACUACACCGUGCAAAAAGGCCUUGCCAGAAAAUGCCAGUAGCUUCCUGGCUGCAAGCAGAGCAGUGCUGUGCUCUAGGGAAGGGGGCGCUGGGAGUGCAGAGUGGGCUUUCCAGCCCCACUCUCCAGCAGAAGGCUCCAGCCACGGGCGUGGGUCACAGGGCAGCCUGACUCUUCCAACUGCCAAAUUGAAUCAGUGGGCUACAACGCCCUGUGUGUUUUGUUGAACUGGGCUCAGCAUGCUUGUCCAGAAAAUGUCCAGGUCACUACACAGGAAAUCGGUGUUCUCUGCUUCCCGCAUAAAAAAAUCCAGUUGUUAACACAGUCAAAUUAAUGAGGAUUGUUUACUCUAGGAAAGGAAAUAUACACAUGGUAAGCUUCCCUAGUGCAUACAUAAAGGGCUACAUUUUUGAGCAUUGGGCUUACUCUAGUGAUUCUUGAAGCAUAGGCUGAUUGCAUGAAGAGGCCUCUAGGAUGACCUGAAAGUCAGUGCUUCCUUUAAAGUUUCUUCCAAAAAAGCCAGGAUACCAUUUAGUCUUCUGGUGUGAUUCAUGUUGAGAUAUAGAGAGUGUUUGGAAACUUGUCCAGCUUGCUAGGUAUCUACUUUUUGGUUUGGGUUCAUUAUGAGAUGUUCUUAAUGUGACUCCUUCAAUAAUGAAAGAUAAACUGCCUGCUCUCUGAAACCUUGAACAGAAAAGCUAGAGACAAUGGGUAAUAAGGUGCAAAGAAAAAAAAAGUAGUUUCUAUCUGUCAUGUCCUCUAGUCUCCCCAAUUCUCCCCAACUCUCCAUUCUGCUGUUUCCAAGCUGAGUUUCCUCUUCCGAGGUGAGGCUGGAACAACGCUCUUUUCAACUCCUAUCCCCUCCAUCUGGUGAUGUCAAUCAACUCCACUUGGAAAAGUCUCGCUAGAAAUGUUUCUAUAACUUUCAUCUAAUUUCUUUACACUUUCAAGCAAACACCUUUUUCUAAAGACUUGCUUCUUAGAUGAUUAUACAAUAUAUAUAUAUCUAUGCUUUUGCAAGUUUAAAAAUUCAAAUGAACCACUUUUGACUAGGUAGGUCUUUCUAAAAAACUCUUUAAAGCAAACUUGAUGUUAGCGUUCUCUUGCAUGUUGAAGGGGCAGGGGACCCUCCAGGCUGUGGGCUCCCAGAGCCCUCUUUCUGACUGUCAGGAAAGAUGGUGGAAGGAAGAUGAACUCUGUGCCAUCAACCCUUCUGCAUCCUCUGCAGCAAGCUCAGUUUUUACACAUCACCUCAUCUGUAUUUCCGGUCACCGUUUAAUCUACUUCCUAGGCCAGCCUUGAUUUUAUCUGGCUUGUAAAAUCAUUUUCCUUUUUAUAAACCAAGUGUUUGUCAGGAUGCCCUAAAACUCACUCAUUAGUACUCCCUUUUGAAGAACGUUCUAUCCAGAAAAAGAUCAUUUCAGGCUUGAGGUUCGUAAUGAAACCUUACGGUGGCAAUGUGCGUUAAGGGAACUACCCAAUUAUGUUGUAAUGAAAGAAGGAGAAACUUUGACUCUGGCAUUUUAAAAAAUCACUGUCUUUCUAUUUGCUGCCUAGGGAGCAGUGGGGAGAUGGUGACUGACACGCUUUGCAUAUGGAUCUUUGUAUUUUUCAUUUGGGGCAAGUUUCAUUUAUGGCAAACUCAAAAGGAAAGGGGGAGGUGGUCAGUUUAAGCUGAAAAACUUUCUAAACAAUAUAUGUGUACACAGCAAAAUUAAACCCAGUCUUUUCUGAUGCUUAGUGUAAUUGAGUGGCGACUGUGAUCAUUAAAUAAAAUUCUUCCCAAAAGAGUAUCUCCCAAGAGUGACGAUGCCAUGAGUCGCUUUCUGAGCCCGUUUGCCAAAGGUAGAGGAAAAGACUGCAUCCACUAACAUUCAGAAAGGCAAGGAGCCACUCAGUGAUUGUAUAUGUGUAUGUUUCUUUACCCUACGGAAGAGAAGACGAAUGUCCGCAGGAUUGGUGUUCUUUUGGGGUGUUAUGUACAGACCUGUCCAGUAAUAAACGUGUGGUUUCUGUGAGUUGCUGACAGUCCUGCAUCGAAGCUUUUGCAGUUCUUUCCUUUGUAAGUUGGGUUUAAUGGAAUUUUUUUUCCAGUGUUGGAAGGCAUACUGUUCUUCCUGCCUCCCCUCCCCUUCCAGAAACAAGAAAGCAAAUAUUUGGAAGAAAUGCUGCUUAAAAGAUGUAUCAUGUCCCCCGUGAAAGCGGGUGGAUAUCGGUCGGCAUCCUGAAUGCCACGUGCCGGCGUGCAGAGGUGGGAUGGCCCUGGGCCUGCGUUACUGUGCUUAGGACGCCCGACGCGCUCCACACUCUUGUUGAAAUCAGCACCUGCCGUCCCCCUGCCGCUGUCCUGCGUCACUGUUGUCUUCACAACUCAGUGAAUAAAGUGUGUGCUUUAUGCG
Molecule: messenger RNA, 7262 nt
Organism: Kogia breviceps (pygmy sperm whale)
Lineage: Eukaryota; Metazoa; Chordata; Mammalia; Artiodactyla; Physeteridae
Source: RefSeq, a predicted model, not a curated record